Bufo bufo (common toad) is the source of this 6355-nucleotide messenger RNA. RefSeq names its product TBC1 domain family member 1 (gene TBC1D1). The record is from RefSeq and is a predicted model, not a curated record. Bases 228 to 4022 code for a protein of 1264 amino acids. NCBI's taxonomy places the organism in Eukaryota, Metazoa, Chordata, Amphibia, Anura, Bufonidae. The transcript has 22 exons.
UAAUGUGGAGUGCUGAGGGGAGGAAUGGGCUCUGCUUCUUCUGGGGGUCAUCAUGCCACUUGCUUUUGCUGUCCUGGCCUGAGGAUCAUCGCCUGCAAUGCUUCAUUCAUCCCCAGGCUCUGCAGUCAGAAAUCUCAUCAUAGUUGAAAUGCAAAAACCACACCAGGUCCGACCAUCCGUCUGAAAACUGCAAGGACUGGAGACACCACCGUUACUGCCUUCUCACCAUGGAUCCCAUAUCAUUUACUGCCCCCAAAGCCCUGGCAGCGCCUGGCGUCGUCGUUCUGGAGUACAGACUUCAGCUGAUCGGCUCCUUGACUCUCAAUGCCUUCACCACAAUGCCCAUGUUACCUUGGGUGGUGGCAGAGGUCAAGAGGAAAAGCUUAGAGGGGUCCAAGGACUCCCCACCUGUCCGUCCUGUCCGGCUGUAUGUGUCAGCCACCUGUAUCUGCUGCGAGCCGGACCCCGGGGACAGCCAGCAGUGGGAUCCUCUCAUCUGCUCCAGCAUCUUUGAACACAAGCCGCAGUUGGUCCAGAAACUGAUACACAACAGUCAGGACCCCAAUUAUUUUGCCUGUCUCCUAAAGGAGGGAGACGUCCCACAUCAGCAGAGCACAUGCUAUGUCUUUCGAGCUGCUGACCAAGACAAAGUGCCUGAAAUAAUUGGCUCCAUCAGACAAGCCGGAAAACUAGCACGGCAAGAGGAGAUCCAUUCUCCGUUAUGUGACGGGGACGACGCUUUCUCCAAAAAGUUUGAGGUCCUGUUCUGUGGCCGAGUUAUUGUGGCCCAUAAGAAGGCACCGCCUGCCCUGAUAGAUGAAUGUAUUGACAAGUUCAACCAUGUCAGCUGCAGCAAACAGAAAGACGUGGACGAUCUGCCUCCGCAGACAGACUCCAGCACCGCAGUCACGUUUGGAGACAAACUGCGCUCUGCUUUCCAGACGACCUUUAAUGAGGACGAUAAAAAUAAACCCAUGCGUAAAUCUUAUUCCCAGCCGGGCUUAAGGACUAACUCGUUUGAGAAGGAAUGGGAGAAUGGUCGUUACAGCCUUCCUGGAUCUUUCGAGGAGCAUGACAGUUCUAUGGACUUAAAAAGUUCUGGUGAAGUACGGAACUGCGUGCAGCCCACUGACAUGGCGGAAAAUCAGACCAUGCUGUUCACGAUUGGCCAGUCGGAAGUUUACCUAAUCAGCCCGGACACCAAGAAAAUUGUUAUAGAGAAGAGCUUUAAAGAAAUCUCCUUUUGUUCUCAGGGAAUCCAGCACGUCGAUCACUUUGGUUUCAUCUGCAGGGAGCCUUUAGACUCUGGAGGCUGUCACUUUGUCUGCUAUGUGUUUCAAUGCACAAAUGAAGCGCUGGUGGACGAGAUCAUGUUGACCCUGAGGCAGGCUUUUAGUGUAGCUGCUGUGCAGCAGAAUACGAAGCCUCCUGUGCUUCUGUGUGAUGGAUGUCCCAUGCAGUGCAUGCACAAACUGUGUGACAAAAUAGAAGGUCUUCCGUCAUCAAAAACCAAGCUUGAAUUACAGAGACACAUCACCACAUUAAACAAUGAGGAGCAGGCCUCUGUGUUUGAGGAAGUACAGAAAAUACGUCCUCGGACUGAACAGAGAGAGAACGAGUUCAUUAUCUCCCGGCUGAGGUGUCUCUAUGAAGAAAAGCAGCGAGAUCAUGUCCACUGUGUGGAACCAAAGCAGGUCUCUCAAAUUUCUAGCAACCCUCUGAACGAGCUACAGAUCAGUGCCCCCCGCUUGAGGUUGGAACUGUUUAAGAGCAAAGCAAAAAGAUCUCUAACCGAAUCUCUAGAAAGCAUUUUAUCAAGGGGGACUAAAAAUCGUUCUCAACAGGACGGCUCCGGGAGCAUAGAUUAUGACCGUUCGUUAUGCACUCCGCUGGAAAGUAGUAGUAAGGAACCUUCCUUAAGCGAAGUGGAAGUAUCUUUCCUAGAAACGCCUCUGAAGGCUCACGGCUCCAUGGGUGACUUGCCAACGGUAGCAGAAGGCUCCUUCUCUGAGCUUCCUGGAGAAUUAUCUCAUCAAGGAUUCCGACGUCGAGCUAACACUUUGAGUCAUUUCCCUGUCACAUCUCAGGAUUUACCAGAGCCUGAGCAGAAAACCCCAUCUGCUCCACAGAGGAAGCUUAUGCGACACCACUCCGUGAGCACCGAGACGCCGCUCAAAAGAAAUUCCAGCGUAGCUUCCAGUGUGCCUGAGAGCAGUUCAGCACAAUGUGACGAGGCUGCCCCUUCUCCUCCUGUCACUCCAGCCUCCUCUCCUAGAUUCCUCAGAAAACUAAGGCAUAACUCCGGUGGGGAACCUAGUGGUCCGGCCACUCAGAAGAGCCUCUUCUACCGCUCUUCUUUUCGGAAGAAACUACACUCUUCCUCUUCUGUGCCAAACUUUCUAAAGUUUCUAGUUCCGGUAGCAGAAAAUAGUGCAUCUGAAUGUAACAAGGAAUGUGACUUUGAGUGUAAGUCCAUCCAUAGUGAAGCGGCGUUCAGCAGUCCAGUGAGGACUCGGCGGCAUUCUUGGAGACAGCAGAUCUUCCUGCGUGUUGCAACUCCGCAGAAGGGAUGCGAUUCCCCAAACAGAUAUGAAGAACGUUCAGAAGUGGGUGAUUUGCCCCCAAGGUCUCCUCUACAGCCUCUAUUUGAAGAUGGUCCAUUUGGUACUCUAUCAGUAGGAAGCCACCGCACUCCUGAAGAACUGAGAGAGCUUUGGAAAAAGGCCAUCAUACAGCAGAUUAUACUUCUCAGGAUGGAAAAAGAAAACCAAAAGUUACAAGCCUCAGAAAAUGAUUUGCUAAAUAAACGCCUGAAGCUUGACUAUGAAGAAAUCACUCCCUGUCUUAAAGAUGUGACACUCGUGUGGGAAAAAAUGCUGAACACCCCUGGAAGAGCAAAAAUUAAGACUGAUAUGGAAAAGAUUCAUGCUGCUGUUGGGCAAGGUGUCCCUCGCCAUCAUCGAGGAGAGAUCUGGAAGUUUUUAGCAGAACAGUAUCAGUUAAGGCAUCAGGUGCCCAACAGAAGCCCUGUUAAAGAUGUCCCCUAUAAAGAGCUACUAAAGCAGCUGACCACCCAACAGCAUGCAAUUCUUAUUGAUCUGGGACGCACCUUCCCGACACACCCAUACUUUUCGGCCCAGCUGGGAGCAGGACAGCUGUCGCUCUACAACAUUUUAAAGGCCUAUUCCUUGCUGGAUCCUGAAGUGGGUUACUGCCAAGGGCUGAGCUUCGUCGCUGGGGUUCUGCUGCUCCACAUGAGCGAAGAGGAUGCUUUUAAAUUGCUGAAGUUUCUGAUGUACGACAUGGGCUUAAGGAAACAGUACAGACCUAAUAUGGUCACCUUACAGAUCCAGAUGUACCAACUUUCUCGACUGCUUCAUGACUACCACAGAGACUUGUACAAUCACCUAGAAGAGUAUGAGAUUGGACCUAGUCUGUAUGCCGCCCCUUGGUUUCUUACCAUGUUUGCAUCUCAGUUCCCUCUAGGUUUUGUGGCCAGAGUCUUUGAUAUGAUUUAUCUUCAGGGAUCAGAAGUUAUCUUUAAAGUGGCCCUAAGUUUGUUGGGCAGUCACAAACCCUUAAUCUUGCAACAAGAAAAUCUUGAGUCCAUUGUGGACUUCAUAAAGAACACACUGCCAAAUCUAGGCUUGGUACAAAUGGAGAAGACUAUAAACCAGGUUUUUGAAAUGGACAUUUCAAAGCAAUUGCAGGAUUACGAUGUGGAAUAUCAUGUACUGCAGGAUGAACUGAUCGAUUCCUCUCCUCUCAGUGACAAUCAGAGAAUAAAUAAGUUAGAAAAGGCAAAUAAUACCUUACACAAAGAGAACUUUGACCUAUUGGAGGAGUUACAGGUAUCCAAAGGCAGAAUCCAGAUUCUGGAGUCAACAAUUGAUGAUUUACAGAUUAAUCAAGUCAAAUUGAAACAGUGUGUCUGUACUUUAGAGCUUGAGCGAUCAGCCCUGCUAACCACAAUUGAGGAACUGAAAAAACAGAUCCAGGGGUCACAAAAUAUUCCUCUUUAGAUAAACCAUGAUCAUUAAGAACAUUUCACAUACCAAACAAAGCUGAUUUUACUAAAAAUGUCCAGGUCAUGUUCUUCCUUAUCCAUUGCACAUGCUUCCUUAUUAAGAAGAAGCAAUCUUCAGAUAAGGGGAUCUUACAUCACAGGAAGGAAUCUUCUGGUGUUUUUUCUUUGUCAUCAUUGUAGUAUUUUAUGCAUUUUUAGAUUUUUUUUUUUUUUUUUUUCCUUCUCAUUCUUGGUUUCUCUUGAGUUGUAAAUUCCAAAAUAUUUCAUAUUGGCCAAGCAAGGAAAACAAUUAUAGAAAGGGAUAUAUUGUAAUCUUGAGUAUGCAAGAUCCUUUAGGAUUUCUGAUCUCCAAACCAAAGUGGAGCAGCCCUCUUGCAGGCUGAGCUAAUAUUCAGUCCUUUUGGAAGCUAUAGCCAUAACAUGGUGAUUGGAUGUUCCCUUUAAACCAAAGAUCUUUAUCAUAUCAAUCUUCCCUUAAAAGAUUAAUGCACAGAAUGAUCAUCUGCUCUCUCUGUUUCAUUUCUCCUAAGAUCAGUUGAGUGGGCAACUGAUGAUACCCAAAAGGCUUAAGGACCAUCAUAUGUUCCCAACAAUAAUGAUCUAAUAUCUGUGGGUUCCCUCCAUUAGUGGUGUCCAGCCUUUAGUUUUCUAGUUGUAGUAUGAGAGCAGCUAUAGAGAAAUAGGCCGGACACCACUGGCCCAGAUCAAAAUCUUAUCUGGUAUCAGUAAUGUUACAAGUUCAAAACUCAUGAACAGAAUGCUUCCUUCUACACUACUUAGUUGUUGGCUAAGUACAUGUAGUCUAUGGAAGUGCCUUCAGGGAGCUAAAUAUGCUACAGAUGAUGGUAACUCUGACCACCUAAGCUCCACCUGCCUGACCGGAAAUGUGAACAGGGUCUACAGUAUAUAGUGCUGGGUUUAGGGACAGGUUCAUGUCAAGUUCUCACAAAAAUGCUUUGGAUUUAGAAAUAUAUCUCCUACUGUGUCUUGUAUAAAUUUGUCUAUGCGACACAAGGUCAUAUUUUGAUUUUCAUGUAUUUUAUAUGAAGUUUCCCUGGUAAAUAUGGAACAUUUUAGGUGCUUAGAUGGAGCACAACCAUGUGGAGUCCUAAAAUUCACAUUUUAUCUUUUUUUUUAUUAACUUAAAUAUUUAUAACUUGAUAUAAUUAUUUGUAUCAUAUUUUUUAAUGUGCAUUAUGCUUUUAACCCAAAUAACAAUACAGUUAGUGGUUUGCUUUCAAUUAGAGCUAUUUCUUGGUUAGUCAUGUCUUCCCGAUGUUGUUUUCAUACCAAAGCUCAGCCUAGCUAACAGCAUGAAUUGUCCUGAAAGGCGAAUUUCACAAGCCACACCCAGGACUAAUUAGUUGAUCUAAUCCAAUGGUUUAUAUCCUUAUCGCUAUGAUCCUUUACGUACUGAAAAUUUUCAGUCUGUUUUGCUUGAGUCUGCAUUGAUGCAAUUUGGGACACAUUUAUCAAAUGUCACAUUGUUUAAUACAUUUGGUGCAUCUUUAAAUCUAGCACUUCUGUUUUGAGAUACUGCUCCACUUUCUGUGCCACUUCUUUACUACAGGAAGAUUGAGACAAUUUUUGAGACUUUUUAAAAAAAUCAUUGCUUUCAGAGCAAUGAUGGUGUUGCUGUUACUCUUAGAGAAUCAACACUCUCUGCAAUUGCUGCCACCUCUCUACUUUGACAGGGCCUGGCAGGAGUGAUCACGUUUACACCGCCUGGUCUUUUUCUCCGCAAUGUGGGCACAUAUGGACACACAAGUAAAAUGGAUGCCUUCAGCUGCAGACAGAUGCCCUUUAAAAACAAGUUGAUAAAUCUGACAUAAAUCGGAGCAGAUGGCUAACCGUGUCAACUUGACACCCACUUUUCAAACUUUGAGUGGAGUAAAAAUCCAAAAUGUCUCAUCAUUUUUGAGCAAGCAAGUCACAAAGCCCUUUUUGAAGUCCAAAUUCCUCCAAAUAUACAGACAUUUUGCAGUGAUUUUUAAAUUGAGCCAUUGUUCAGGUACAUUGACCUACACAUGGCAUUAUUGGCCCAUUGUUGACAAGUUUCGGGAAUGAACUAGCAACCAAGAAAAUAUUUCAAGCCUAUUUUAUAAAUGUUCGCACUGAUAAAACUGACUUUCAUUGAUCAGAAACCACUAAUGUCUGCCACCUACAAGUUCCUUGUGUUUUCCCUUCCUGACAGAAAUUUAAAUGUGAUGGCAGGAGUCUUUUUUUCUUUUUUUCUUUUUGUAGGAGUUAUGGAGAAGGGGGUUUCAGACUCUGCACAACUGCCUCUGCAGUACUCCUGCUCGAUGGACCUUUUUAGUGCAGGAUGAU